Molecule: messenger RNA, 960 nt
Organism: Penicillium nucicola
Lineage: Eukaryota; Fungi; Ascomycota; Eurotiomycetes; Eurotiales; Aspergillaceae
Product: DnaJ domain protein
Exons: 2
Coding region: 1-960 (319 amino acids)
Cellular component (GO): cytoplasm; nucleus
Molecular function (GO): heat shock protein binding
Source: RefSeq, a predicted model, not a curated record
AUGGCGAAAGGCGCGAAACCAGAGCAAAAUCAUGCCUCAGACGAGGAAAUGCCCUCCGUCGAGGAGAACCUCUACAAGAUUCUCGGUGUAGAAUCAGAAGCAACCCCAGAAGGGAUUAAGAGCGCAUACAAGAAGAGUGCAUUGAAGAACCACCCCGACAAGGUCAGCGAAGAAGCGCGCGAAGAAGCCAACGCAAAUUUCCAGCGUAUCGCACUGGCAUACGGUGUUCUUUCCGAUCCACGUCGACGAAACAUAUACGACCGCACGGGCAGCACAGACGAAGCCUUCGGCGAAGAUGGCGACUUCAACUGGAUGGACUUCUACCGCGAGCAGCUAUCGGCUAUGCUUGACAAACGUGCGAUCUCGGACUUUCAAAAGAAAUACCAAAACUCGGACGAGGAAAAGAAGGAUCUGCUUACUGCGUAUGCCACGCACGAGGGAGAUAUGGAUGCGAUCUACGAGACGGUCAUGCUGUCCAAUGUUCUUGACGAUGACGAGCGGUUCCGUGCCAUCAUAAACCAGGCUAUUGCGGAUGAGGAAGUGGAAGACUUUGAGACCUAUUCGCAUGAGCCUGAGGCGAAAAAGAAGCUGCGGGUAAAGAAGGCUCAGAAGGAGGCCAAGGAGGCGGAGAAGUUGGCGAAGAAGAUUGAGAAUAAGAAGAAGGACGCGGCAAAGGGGGCUAAGAGCUCUGGGGGUAGUCUGGAUGAUCUUCAAGCUUUGAUUACCAAACGUCAGCAGGAUCGUGGUGCUGGGUUUUUGGCUCGUCUGGAGGAUAAGUAUGCGCAACCUAAUGGGAAGAAACGUGGUAUUGAGGAUGAGCCUUCAGAGGAAGCCUUUGCUGCUGUUGGUGCCCGGAAACAAUCCAAGGAGGGGCAAAGCCCAAGUCGAAGAGGUCCAAGGCUUGAACUGGUCUUGCUUUUUUAUUGUUCUGCAUCAUGUCUCGGCGUUGAUCUUUGUUAG